Uncinocarpus reesii 1704 is the source of this 984-nucleotide messenger RNA. RefSeq lists its product as uncharacterized. The transcript is spliced from 3 exons. Lineage: Eukaryota; Fungi; Ascomycota; Eurotiomycetes; Onygenales; Onygenaceae. Gene Ontology annotation, biological process: protein import into peroxisome matrix, docking. The record is from RefSeq and is a predicted model, not a curated record. Gene Ontology annotation, cellular component: peroxisomal importomer complex; peroxisomal membrane; peroxisome. The coding region runs from base 1 to 984 and encodes 327 amino acids.
AUGGCUUUAGGCACCUCUUUGGCAACAGCAAGUGCCUCAACAAAUCCCUCCCCUUCCAAUAACACACAAAACAUGACCGCAGCUACAUCUUCCUUAACAUCUCAACCUCCAACUCUUCCCUCACGACCUACUACUUUGGGUUCUGUGGUCAACCAAACUGCAUCCAACUAUUCGCCUUAUGGAGCAUCAAGACUGGGAGCAAGUCCUUAUGGUGGAUAUGGUUAUAAUUCGUAUUCUUCACCAUAUUCGCGACUUGGAGGAGGCAUGUAUGGCGGAUACGGAAGCAUGUAUGGGGGCUAUGGCGGAAUGUACGGAGGGAUGCCCAAUGGAGACCCGAACAGUCUGACAAAUUCCUUCAACCAAAGUACUCAGGCGACAUUCCAGAUGAUUGAAAGUAUCGUUGGAGCUUUCGGCGGGUUUGCGCAAAUGUUGGAAAGCACUUAUAUGGCAACUCAUAGUUCAUUCUUUGCUAUGGUAUCCGUUGCAGAGCAAUUUGGGAAUCUGCGCAACACGCUAGGCUCUGUGUUGGGAAUCUUCACUAUCCUACGAUGGUUUAGAACUUUAUUCGCUAAAAUUACAGGCCGUCCACUGCCUGCGAACGCCACUUCCUUGACACCUUCUGCUUUCUCAGCGUUUUUAGGCAAAGACGGCUCUUCGACGCCCGCUCGGGACGGCUCUCAAUCGCCGCUACGCCCUUCGAAAAAGCCUUUCUUCUUCUUUCUUGCAGCCGUUUUUGGUCUGCCUUACCUGAUGGGCAAGCUUAUCCGUGCUCUCGCGCGCUCUCAAGAAGUAGAACUUAAACGACAACAAGAAAUGAUGUUGGCUGGAGGUCAUCAAACCGGCCCCGUCGAUCCCUCGAAACUUGAUUUUUGCCGUGUUCUUUACGAUUAUACCCCGGAUACCCAAGCUGCCACAGGUAUUGAUUUGGCUGUGAAGAAGGGUGAUAUUGUUGCGUGGACAAUCAACAACUGGAAGUUCCGAUAA